Molecule: messenger RNA, 2366 nt
Organism: Aethina tumida (small hive beetle)
Lineage: Eukaryota; Metazoa; Arthropoda; Insecta; Coleoptera; Nitidulidae
Gene: RtcB
Product: RNA-splicing ligase RtcB homolog
Exons: 6
Coding region: 702-2222 (506 amino acids)
Biological process (GO): tRNA splicing, via endonucleolytic cleavage and ligation
Cellular component (GO): tRNA-splicing ligase complex; nucleus
Molecular function (GO): RNA ligase (ATP) activity
Source: RefSeq, a predicted model, not a curated record
AUACUUUACUUUAGUUUAAAUUUUAUUUAUAACAAAUCCAUGCACACAUUAUUUUAUACACAUAUUAAUCACUGUCAAACUCUUCAUCAUCAUUUAUGUUCCACAUAUUCUGCUUGACUUCUAAGUUCAAACUUUGCAUGUUCACUUCAUUACUACUACUACUUCUGCUGGGUAACUCAAUGUUUACAGUUUUUACAUCAUCUUUGUUUGUCGAAGAGGGUGCUGCUAGAGAUUUUAACUGCAUCCAUUCAAGGUCUGUAUCCACAAUUGCAGAAUUUAUUUUUUCAAGCAGAUUAUACAAGACCUUUUCGGUAUAAUUCAGUUUCAACAAAACUUUCUUAUUCAUGUUCAUUUUGUCUUCCGUUUUAAAAGCACAACUACGUCAAUUGUUGUUUUAAUAUUUAUUUACUUAGGUUAGACUGUCAAACUUUUCUCAUAGAAAACAAUAAUGAAGUUAGGCAAUAGUACUUUCAUAUAAUUUUUGUUAGUUACCCAAUUAGAAAUUACUUACUUGAGCUUAUAUUACUAAAUAUAUUUAGUCAAAAAAAAUGUGUUGCAAACAUAAUGUAAUAUUUUGCAAUAAAAUUAAAUUUUACACUGACUCUCAACUAACUUCAAGUCGCCUAGUGUCACCGGGUGCUUAACCUCAAACAUCCAGUUGGAAUUUAAUUUUCAGUAAGAAAAAUUAAAUAAUCGCCAGGAUGGUUGUAAGACAGUAUCAACAAGAGCUCGAGUAUCUUGAAAAAAUAAACCCCUAUUGCUGGCGCAUAAAGAAGGGCUUUCAACCCAACAUGAACGUGGAGGGUGUAUUUUAUGUUAAUCAAACCCUUGAAAAACUGAUGCUUGAAGAGUUAAGGAAUGCCUGCAGACCGGGAAUGGUGGGAGGAUUUUUACCGGGCGUUAAACAAAUUGCUAAUGUGGCUGCUUUGCCUGGGAUUGUUGGCAAAUCUGUUGGUUUGCCCGAUGUACAUUCUGGAUAUGGUUUUGCCAUUGGUAACAUGGCAGCCUUUGACAUGGAUGAUCCGAAAUCUAUUGUGUCACCUGGUGGUGUGGGCUUUGACAUAAACUGUGGAGUGAGAUUAUUGAGAACAAACUUGUUUGAAAAAGAUGUGUUGCCAGUAAAGGAACAGUUAGCUCAAGGUUUAUUUGACCACAUUCCAGUGGGGGUAGGUUCCAAAGGUAUUAUACCAAUGAAUGCUAGGGAUUUGGAGGAAGCACUGGAAAUGGGAAUGGACUGGUCAUUAAGAGAGGGCUACAUUUGGGCUGAGGACAAAGAACAUUGUGAAGAGUAUGGAAGAAUGUUAAAUGCAGACCCUGCAAAAGUCAGCACAAGGGCAAAAAAGAGGGGUCUACCUCAGCUUGGAACAUUGGGGGCAGGCAACCACUAUGCAGAAAUCCAAGUGGUGGAUGAAAUUUACGACAAAUGGGCUGCCUGCAAAAUGGGUAUUGAAGAAAAGGGUCAGAUUUGCGUAAUGAUCCAUUCGGGUAGUCGAGGGUUCGGCCAUCAGGUGGCUACAGACGCUUUAGUUGAAAUGGAGAAAGCCAUGAAACGCGACAACAUUGAAACAAAUGAUCGACAAUUAGCUUGUGCUAGGAUUAAUUCAAAAGAAGGACAGGAUUAUUUGAAAUCAAUGGCUGCUGCUGCCAAUUUCGCCUGGGUCAACAGGAGUUCCAUGACGUUUUUAACUAGACAAGCAUUUGCCAAACAGUUUAAUUUGGCUCCUGAUGAUCUUGACAUGCAUGUAAUUUAUGAUGUUUCUCACAAUAUUGCCAAAGUUGAGCAGCACAUUGUUGAUGGUAAACAAAAAACUUUGUUAGUCCACAGGAAGGGUUCGACGCGUGCUUUUCCACCUCAUCAUCCCUUGAUCCCAGUUGAUUAUCAAUUAACGGGACAGCCUGUUUUAAUUGGUGGUACCAUGGGUACUUGUAGUUAUGUUUUAACUGGAACUGAACAAGGAAUGUUGGAGACGUUCGGAUCAACUUGCCAUGGAGCUGGUCGUGCUUUGUCAAGAGCGAAGUCUCGUAGAAAUUUGGACUACACAGAUGUACUAAAGAAGUUGGAGGAAAGUGGCAUAUCUAUUAGAGUGGCAUCUCCUAAAUUAGUCAUGGAGGAAGCUCCAGAAUCUUACAAAAACGUUACAGAUGUAGUAAACACCUGUCAUGCUGCUGGUAUCAGUAAAAAGUGCAUCAAACUUAGACCAAUUGCUGUGAUUAAAGGUUAAAAUCUUAACUAUCUCAAAAAAGACUAAUAAUUAAAUACUUUUAUUUAUUGUAUCUCUGAUUGAUUGAUAUAAAUAUUAAUUAACUUGCAUUUAAUUCAAUCCUUUUGUUAUGUAUGAAAUGUAACAAUAAAAUGUUUAUACAUA